Messenger RNA from Tilletiopsis washingtonensis, 3109 nucleotides. RefSeq lists its product as hypothetical. The transcript has 11 exons. Gene Ontology annotation, biological process: proteolysis. Lineage: Eukaryota; Fungi; Basidiomycota; Exobasidiomycetes; Entylomatales. The coding region runs from base 1 to 2841 and encodes 946 amino acids. Gene Ontology annotation, molecular function: peptidase activity. The record is from RefSeq and is a predicted model, not a curated record.
AUGUCGUCCACCGAGCCGCCACCCAGCGGCAGCAGCAGCAGCUCCACGCCAUCGUCUGGCGCGAGCGCGGGCGCAGCAGGCAGCCAGGCCGCCGCGGCGCCGCGUCCCUCGCCCUCGCCCUCGCCCCCGCCCUCUGCGCCCCAGCAGGGCAUCUUCGCGCGCCGCUUCCCGCGCGGCGCCGCUGCGGCCGGCCGCCUCGCCGCCUCGACGCCCGCCCGCUUUGCCGCCACGGGCUGGCGCCGGCGGCGCGGCAUCUUCUUUGGCGUGGCAGUGACCUUCUCGGUGGUCAGCUAUCUGAAUGGCAAGGCGAUCAAGGCCAAGGCCGACUACGUCCACAACGACACAUGGCUGCUCUGGAAGCUGCACGACGGCGCCAUCGUCGAGACACGCAGCCCCACGCAGCUGCUGACGCUGCUGCGCGGCGCCGGCGCUGGCGAGGAUCCGCCGGCGGUGAUGGAGCUGUACGACGCCAUCAAGACGCUCAAGCUGGCGCAGACGGAUCCGCGCAUUCGAGGCCUCAUCGCCGACUUCUCUGGCUUGCAUGUCCCGAGUGACUCGGCUGGCACGUCGCUGGGCCUGGCGCAGAUCGAGGAGCUGACGCAAGCCAUCCAUGAGUUCAAGGCGGUCAAGAACGAGGAGCUCAAGGUGCGCGCUGAGCUGCGCCAGGAUCUGCCGGCCACGCUCGCGGGCGGUGCCGAGAUCUCUGGGCCCACCAAGGCCGCCGCAGUCGCCAAGGCUGCUGUCACGGGCGAGAGCACGCAGGAGCCCAAGACAGGUGAUGCCGAGCCGACUUCUGAGGUGACAAAGGCAGAAGAGACGCCACUCCAGCAGCUGCCGGCGACCAUCGCCUGGACCGACACGUUCACGAGCCAGGGCCAGUACCUGCUGGCCAGCGCUUUCGACCACGUCUACAUCCAGCCGUCUGGCUCCGUACCGCUUGUGGGCAUGUCGAGCACGCUGCCGUUCUUCAAGCGUGCGCUGGACUGGCUCGGCGUCAAGCUGUCUCAGCUGUAUGCGGAUGCGCGCCGUGAGCACAAGUCUUUCCUCUCGCAGUACACCGAGGACGGCUCCUUGACGGAGCCGCAGAUUGAGAACACCGCUGCGCUGCUCGGCGACUUGAACCGCGGCAUGGCACACGCCAUUGGCGUCUCGCGAUACCCCGAGAUGAACCCGGACGAAGCGGCCGACAAAGUCAUUGAGCUGUCGAUGCGAGGGCCAUUCUCUGCGACUGAGGCUGCCAAGGAAGGCCUCGUCACCGCCACGAUCUACCCCUUCGAGCUCCGGGAGAAGAUCGGCAAGGAGGCGCACUUCAAGGGCUUUCCGCACUACGCGACCAUCUACAAGGGCAUCCUUGAAGACAGCCUCAAGAAGGGCCAGUACUCCGAGGUGGCCGUUGUCUACCUGCAGGGCACGAUCUCGAAUGCCUCGGGCUUCGGCAGCGCCGCCGAGGCGAUCAAGGGCCUGCAAGAGGCUGGCAAGGACGAUCGGGUCAAGUCCGUCGUGCUGCGCAUCGACUCGGGCGGCGGAGACGUCGUGGCCUCCGAUUCGAUCUGGGCUGCUGUGCGUCGCUGCCAGACGGAGCACAAGAAGCCCGUCAUUGCCUCGUACGGCAACGCCACGGCCAGCGGCGGCGUGUACGCCUCGGCGAGCGCCGACUACAUCAUGGCGUGCGAGCAGACCAUUACGGGCAGCAUUGGCGUCGCCAGCCUGCGCCCGACACUCACGCGCAAGCUCUUCGACCGCGUCGGAUUCCAGUCCUUCUUCACAGGCUCUCGCACCGCCUCGACGCUACAGGAGCUCGACGACGAGGCCAAGCGGCGCUCGAGCCUGCACGUCGACGAGAUGUACGAGCAGUUCAAACAGAAGGUGUGCGAUGGGCGCGGCAUCUCGCCCGACGUCAUCGAGGACCUCGCUGGCGGGCGUGUCUACAGCGGGCUCUCGGCGUGGCUGCGCUGCAAGUCGGACGAGGACUUGAUUCGCGAGAGCGCCGUGGACGAGGGGCCGGCUCAAGCUGACGCGGGCAGCGAUGUUCAGGCGAAGAAGGAUGCGACACCACGACGACCUCUACGGCUGUCGUGGCGCACGCAGAGCAUCGAGAAGGAGGGCGACUUCUCUGCCCUGCAGGUCAUCCAGGUCGGUGCUGCGCCGGCAGAGUCUUCGCCGAGCGCACCGCAAAGCGACGCGCCAGAAGCAUCUGGCACUUCCGAGAGCAGCGCAGCAGAUGCAGCACCUGUCAAGGCGGAACAGGCGGUGGGCGGCGAGACUUCGGAUGACAAGCUCGCGGCAGCCGCUCACGAGGAGGCAGUGGCCGAGAAGGAGUCGCCUGCUGCGACUGGGCCCGGCUCUACGGCGGGCUACCCGGCCGAAGAGCCCAAGGGCCCGUACGGGCGAGGACUCGUCGACUCCAUCGGCGGUCUGUACGACGCCGUAUGCAUCGCGAUGAGCAUCGAGGUACAGCGCGACAUUGAGCGGCGUGUCGUGGAGGAGAAGCUCACACUCGAGGAUGCCACGGCGGCGGCGCUAUCAGAGCGUGCAUCGCAUCUCAGCCUCGACGGCGAGGGCGGCAAGGCCGUCAUGUCGACCGACCUCCGUGCCGUGCGCUAUCCGCGCCAGCUGACAUUCUGGCAGCGCGUGCGCAAGAUGCAGUCGCCCAACGAGCCGUCGUUCAGCAUGCUGCAGCCGCUGUCUGCCUUUGGCCACGCGCUGGCCGAGACGGCAGCACAGAGCUUCAUCCGCCGCCUCUGCAGUAGCGAGGCGUGGAGCCGCGCCGUGCAGCACGAGCUGGCUGCGCAGUCGGGCAUGCGCUCACAGGAUCCCUUUGCGGCUUCGAUGCGGCCUUGAGCUGGACUGGCGGCAAUGUAUAGACAUGCCUCAGCGCACGUGCGGCCGAGACCGGCGUGACUCGCCUCAGUGGACUCUCUAUGCUGCUGAACAUCGAGGCGCACGGCGACCGCUGCGGCUAUUCUCCGAGCUCUGACCGUUGUGAGCGGGCGAAUGCACGGACGGCGGGGCGCAGUGAGAUUGGAGGUGAGGAGGCGGCGCAGAAUGCAUCGGGCAUGCUCGCCGGCGGCGCACGACGGUGAGGCCGAGGCGGAGCGAGAGGCGCAGC